AAAGUCAUAGUUCGUUUUCGGGCGAUAGGAAAUGCACCUAUUUUAAAACAAAACUUGUACAAGAUAAAUGCGUCGAAUAAAUUCCAAGCCGUUAUUCAAUUUUUAAGGAGAGAACUUAAUUAUAAGGCUUCGGAUCCUUUGUUCUUAUACAUAAACAGUGCAUUUUCUCCUGCACCAGAUGAAAUAGUUGCCAAUUUAGUCAAGUGUUUCAAUACGGAUGGACAUUUGAUAAUAAAUUAUUGUACAAGUGCAGCAUGGGGAUAA
Rhizophagus irregularis DAOM 181602=DAOM 197198 is the source of this 264-nucleotide messenger RNA. RefSeq lists its product as uncharacterized. The record is from RefSeq and is a predicted model, not a curated record. Gene Ontology annotation, biological process: autophagosome assembly; nucleophagy; C-terminal protein lipidation. Gene Ontology annotation, cellular component: phagophore assembly site membrane; Atg12-Atg5-Atg16 complex; cytoplasm. Lineage: Eukaryota; Fungi; Glomeromycota; Glomeromycetes; Glomerales; Glomeraceae.